AUGAAUUGGUUGGCAGGCCAUCCGGUGGAGCAGAGAUGCAGAGCCGCCCCAAGUGGGAUGUCAUUCCCAGGUGGAGUUUGGAGGGUUGGUGACCCAUAUCAAGAGCUACACCAGGUUGUGCCCGCCUACCUGACGAAGCAGCCGCCAUCUGAUUCCCCGAGCGAUUUUGGGCCAGCGUCCACACAAACCGCCGCCUUCUACGAGCCAACGUGUUUUCAUUCACUCUCGGACCAAACUCUUACGCCACCAUAUGCUUUCCAUAUCUUGGCAGUUGUCCAUCCAGUUCAUCCUUUCUCGAACAAUUCCUAUUCACAUGACCAAUCACAUCGCAAAGAAACAGAAUUGGGGAAGAGACUCAAACUUCACCUUGGCUUUGAAACACCCUUUCGAUGGGUCCUCAUGGGCAGCAGAAAUCUCAUCCGGAAGGGGAAGUUGCAGAUCCAGAGUGAUCUUCGUCCUGAAGUAAAGCCCACCGGUAGAAACUGA
Molecule: messenger RNA, 486 nt
Organism: Linum trigynum
Lineage: Eukaryota; Viridiplantae; Streptophyta; Magnoliopsida; Malpighiales; Linaceae
Source: the annotation of a GenBank genome assembly